Molecule: messenger RNA, 3298 nt
Organism: Musa acuminata AAA Group (dessert banana)
Lineage: Eukaryota; Viridiplantae; Streptophyta; Magnoliopsida; Zingiberales; Musaceae
Product: wall-associated receptor kinase 5-like
Exons: 5
Coding region: 121-2952 (943 amino acids)
Biological process (GO): protein phosphorylation; cell surface receptor signaling pathway
Cellular component (GO): plasma membrane
Molecular function (GO): calcium ion binding; polysaccharide binding; protein serine/threonine kinase activity
Source: RefSeq, a predicted model, not a curated record
AGAAGGCAUCACUGACUGUCUUCUUCUUAUCUCUCUGCUGCUCGAGACUCAGGAGCUCCUUCCCUCGAUAACACCAGUUGCCAACCAAUGCAACUCGUAUGUGGCAGGUGGUAGAGGAAAAUGGUCGGAUUUGAAGAGGGAAGGGGAGGGAUGGGGUUGGUCAAGAUUUUACUGUUUCUGCUGACAUCCACAUCAAUGGUUUCAAUAAGAACAGAAAGUAGAUCAACAAACACAACUUUUCCUCUGCCUUUUUUCUGCCCAAAAAGUUGUGGGAGUACAAGCUUCGAGUAUCCUUUCGGCAUCGGCGAUGGCUGUUUCCGGACAGGCUUUAAUCUUACCUGCAGAAACCAUUCCACCAGCGCUCCCAGGCUUUUCCUGGGUGAUGGCACCAUCGAGGUAACGAGAAUUGAUAUGAACCAGAGGUCCGUAUAUAUCAAAUCACCAUCUGUCGUCAUGGGUGUCGACGAUAAGUUUAAACGCGCCUCACUGAUUGACCUGGAGAAUUGGCCUUACUCUUUUGAGUUAAUGGAACAGAUGACACGUAAUUCUUAUCAAGGAUUGACAUCUAACAGACUUUACGUUCUGGGUUGUAGCGCUAUGGCCAAGCUAGUGGAUCGUACCACCAAUAAAACCAUUAGCGCUUGCUUUAGUAUCUGCGCUGCCGGUGAUCCGAGUCAAUAUUCAGAGUGGUCCGACAUUAACAAUAGAUAUUGCACAAUGAAUCUAUGGUCUAAGAAUUUGACUGCCUUAGAGAUUCAGCUAACUCGAAUCGACCAAACCGAGUUACACUUGGUGAAUACCACCAGCAUCAAGGUUAUGAUGUUUGAUGAUGAAAAUGAUGAUCUCGAAGGAGUAUUAAACGGAAGUAGAACGAAUGUGGAGGCCACCCUGGUAUGGUACAUGAAUGAUCAUCUUUCAUGUGAAGAGGCCAUGAAUACGGAUACAUACGCUUGCCUCAGUCAAAAUAGUCUUUGUCAUAAUAUCUUUCUUGAUACGGCCUACCUUAAUAAGAGCAUUGGAUAUUUAUGUCGUUGUUCCGCAAGUUAUCAAGGCAAUCCCUAUGUACCUAGUGGCUGUCAAGAUAAAUCUUUUACACCUGCUGCUGCUGCUCCUGCUGCUGCUGCAAACGGCUGUCUUACUAAAUGCGGGAGUAUUGACGUCUUCUUUCCAUUUGGGCUGGAGAAAGGUUGUUAUAGGGACGACUCAUUUGCUCUGACAUGCAAUACUACAUCCAAUCCUCCCACCCUCCUUUUAGAUUACCUUAACAUAGUGAAUAAUAUAUCGCUGGAGGAAGGCCAAUUGGAACUCGAGGAAAAAGACAGUUUCAGCUACAUUGGCAAUAGCACCAGACCUUUCGUCUUUUUUAAAGGUCAGACCAUCGUUAGUUGGGUGAUCGAGUUGCAGCUUUGCGAGGAUGCUAAGAAGAACACGACCACCUUCGCAUGUGUCGACGCUCACAGCUCAUGUAUCGACACAACAAUUACUAACGACGAUGGCAAGUUUGUGGGAUACCGUUGCAAAUGCUGGCAAGGUUACCAAGGAAAUCCUUACAUGCCUAAUGGAUGCACAGACAUCAAUGAGUGCAACUCUCCCGAGAAAUAUCUUUGCUAUGGGAUUUGUACUAAUACGGAUGGCGGAUAUACUUGCACUUGUGCAGCGGGCACAUAUGGUGAUCCUAAACUUGCACCCUGCAUUCCCAACAACAAAAAGCAGACUCUUCUGUUAGGUGUCAUCAUUGGUGAAAGCACCGGCAUAGGCCUACUACUCUUAUGUUCGACUCUCCUCAUUUUGAGAAGGAAAUGGAAAAAAAGAAAACAAAAGAAAACUAGAGAAAAAUACUUCCAUCAAAACCAUGGUUUACUGUUACAACAGUUAAUCUCAACUAGUGAAGAUUUUAGUGAGAGAACAAAGAUAUUUUCUCUGGAAGAGAUGGAGAAGGCAACUAAUAAUUUUGAUGAGACUCGUGUGCUCGGCUGCGGCGGACAUGGAACGGUUUACAAAGGAAUUUUGUUGGAUCAGCAUGUGGUCGCCAUCAAAAAAUCUAAAAAUGUGAAACAGAGUGAGAUAGACCAGUUCAUCAAUGAGGUUGCAGUUCUUUCUCAUAUUAAUCACAGGAAUAUAGUUAAGCUUUUCGGGUGUUGCUUGGAAACUGAAGUUCCCUUGUUGAUCUAUGAGUUUAUCUCGAAUGGGACUCUUUUAGAUCAUCUACAUAUUCCAGACGGCUACUCUAUAUUAUCAUGGGACGAUCGCCUGAGGAUUGCUGUUGAGGCUGCCGGAGCGCUCGCUUAUUUACACUCGGCUGCUUCAAUUUCGAUAUUUCAUAGAGAUGUCAAAUCAUCAAAUGUUCUCUUAGAUGAUCAUUUAACGGCAAAAAUAUCAGAUUUUGGAUCUUCAAGACUUAUUCCACUCGACCAAACUCAUUUACUCACUGCAGUACAAGGCACCUUUGGAUACCUUGACCCGGAGUACUAUCAGACCAGUCAGUUGACAGAGAAGAGCGACGUUUAUAGCUUCGGAGUCAUUCUUCUAGAGCUUUUAACUGGUAAAAAGCCAAUUUUCUCCACCGAAUAUGAAGACAGACUGAAUCUAUCGAUGCAUUUUCAUCAAACGGUGAGAGCGAAUCGUCCCUUUGAUCUUAUAGAUGAUCUUGUUAUGAAAGAAGCGACCGAAGAAGAGCUCAUCGACAUGAUUGGAUUGGUAGAAAUGUGUUUAAGAUUGAAAGGGGUUAAACGGCCUACGAUGAAAGAGGUGGAGUAUAAAUUACAGAACUUGAGAAGGAUCAGACUGAAAAAAACAGGACAUUGUUUGGUUAAAGGUGACGAAGAAACAGAGCAUCCGCCGAGAGACUCGCCUUAUGCCUUCUCUGAAGUCGUCGACCCAGCAAAUCAAGGUACAUCCAGGAAUUAUACAUUAGAGAAAGAAUUUAUGUGGUCGCAUCAUUGCCCACGGUGAGUUUGUAUUAGAUGUCCACAUCUUUAUUGACUCUUCGAAUGCUACCGAAUAAGCUUCCUUCUGCUUGAGGAUCGCAUGUAAUGGUUAUAUGGGUAAUAUUAUGUUCCAAACAUGUUCCUAAAACAGUUUCCAUCUUAUGGCUCUAUCACAUAUAUGAUCGAGUUGGUGGGAAUGGCAUGUAGAAUUAGUAGGUAUGUGUCUGUACUUUACUUGUAUUCGACGUCCAAAUCUUUAUUGGCUGCUUGAAUGAUACUGAAUAAGCUUCCUUCUGCUUGAGGAUCGUAUGUAAUGGUUAUAUGGGUACUGUUAUGUUUCAAACUUGUUGCUAAAACAGUUUCUGACUCUA